CUUUGAUGCCUCUGGGCGCCUAUUAUAUAUGAGCCAGUGAACUUUCUUCCCACAAAAAAAGGAGGCUCCAAAGCAGAGCUGAUGUUUUCCAUUUGCCAAUACCUCCCCUGUCCAACGACCACGUCUGCAGUGAGAGGGAGGGAUACAGAGAGGGGAGCAUCAGGGCCAGUGAGAGGGGUGAGAGCAAGAGGAAAGAGCUGAAAGAAACCUAGAAAAGCAAUGAGAGAAGAGACAUACACAUGAAAGAAAUAAAGCACUGAGGGACUGCACUCAAGGUUUUUGCAGAAGACGGAAACAAGGAGAGACGGCACCCCAGAUCAGGACAAGGAGACAGCUUUGCUGAGUUUACUUUUAUAAGUAACCCAACAGCAGAGCAGGGAGAGCAGACACCCAGCAUGGAGCCCCUGAGAGCAGUCUGCAUGUGUCUCUUACUGUGCUUUGUAUGCAGUAAAAACACUAAAUUCAGUCCAGAGGUUAGUACUCAGCCUUUCUUGUAUCUAUCUAUCUAUAUAUCAUCUAAUUUUAAUGCAGAGUGCCCUGCCCUGCAGUGUUUAGGAAUAUUUAAUCAGACACACAUACAUUUACUUUAUUUUUUAUUUUUAUUUCCCUUUUGUUGUUUCUUUAAUUCCCUCAAUUUCCUUACCACUACUUUUUUUUCAUGGAGAAGACAUUCUGGGCUCCCCCUAGAAUCUGAGGUCACACAUGAAUCCAGUUAAAAUUUGGACAUGAACAGUUUGGAUAGGAUUCAAUGCUCACAGAGAGACAGGGAAGGUUUUGGAGAGGGAGGGAGAGCCCAACACUGAGAAAGAGAGGGUUAUUAUACUGCUAAAACACAGGCCAGGGGGAACCAGCGAAAAUGUGGUUACACAUGGAAAUGCAGGGGUGGUGGUGGUGGGGAUAAGUAAUGUUGGGGAGACAGAACAAUGUAGACAUCAAUGUCACAGUUAUUUACUCAAGUGCGAAUUGCAUGAAUUUAAAGUUUUUGUGUGGUCAAAAUAGCCAAAUUGGAAAAAGAUGGAAUUUUCUAUUUUAUUUGACCAUAUUUCACUUUGAAUUUCUGAAUAUUGACACUUUAGAAGAUGACUCUGUUAGAACAGAUGUACACACAUUAUCAUUAUGAAGCAAUAGGAAUAUUAUAGAGACCAGACAUACAUGGAGGAGCGUCUGAUUAGAAGAAAGGAGAGGAGAAAAGAUGAAAAGCAGACAGGGCAUGCGAGGGAAGGAGAGAAAGAAAAGUACAGGGCUCCAUGUAUGAUGUAGAAGAGGCUUUUAGCCAAAUGAAUAAUUACUUGUGGGACUGCCGAAUCAAUAUAAAUAGUGAAAAGGGACAUUGCAUGAAUGAGGAGAGCCAUUGAGAGGGGAGAGAGGCCACUCGGAGGAUCUUCCUUCUAGAACAGAAACCUAUUAUUUAGUCUCUGUGCCCUGGAGAGAUGGCUAGCUAGCUGCACGAUUAGCCAUAGUUUUUGCAUUUUUUAUAUGUGGUGGAUUGUUCAGCAGAGAUAGACAACUAUUCACAAAGAUGUAGACUAGUGCUCCAAUCACAUCAGCCAAACUUAGUUUUUAGCCAAAGAACUCACAUAUAUAGAUUUUCUACACUGUCUUGAAGUAUGCUUUAUUCUCCUAGUACUAUACAUAUAAGAAUAAAAUAUGUUAUCUCCCCUCUUCUAAUAUAUUGUAAAGCGCUAUGGAAUAUGUUGACGCUAUAGAAAUACACAUAAUAAUAAUAAUAACAACAGCAGUUUUGUCAAUAUUUUCACUUAAGAAAAUGUGGUCUAAAUGUAUAUGAAGUGAGGAACCAAACUAUAACUUUGCCUAUUUAUUGUGACGUACUGUAAUAAUCCCUUUAACAUUUGAACCUCUGCAGAAUGUUCUUUGCCAUAUAUUUAGCCAUACUUUUAUAGCUAAUCGUAAUUGUUUUUGAAUCCUGCCCCCAAGCAUCCUCUUGCAGUCCCAAGUUUUGUGUAUUUCCCAGUUUAACCCAGAUGAGCUUUUAGAUAAAACCCAGACCUUUGCAUUUUAUGAAUUGCUGUUUUGGAAUAUGGUUUUUAAGACCAGUAAUCCUCAAUAAUUUCCAGUCAGCAGCAACAGUUAUUCCCUCAGGAUUUCUCCCAGUCUGUUGGACUGGCUGGUGACUGCUAACUCAGUUUCAACCUCAAUCCCUCAGUCAUUCCUCAGUGUGUAGAGACUGCAAUCCCUCAGUCAUUCCUCAGUGUGUAGAGACUGCAAUCCCUCAGUCAUUCCUCAGUGUGUAGAGACUGCAAUCCCUCAGUCAUUCCUCAGUGUGUAGAGACUGCAAUCCCUCAGUCAUUCUGCAGUGUGAAGAGACUGCAAUCGCUCAGUCACUUCGCAGUGUGUAGAGACUGCAAUCCCUCAGUCAUUCUGCAGUGUGUAGAGACUGCAAUCCCUCAGUCACUUCGCAGUGUGUAGAGACUGCAAUCCCUCAGUCACUUCGCAGUGUGUAGAGAUUACAAUCUCUCAGUCAUUCUGCAGUGUGUAGAGACUGCGAUCCCUCUGUCAUUCUGCAGUGUUUAGAGACUGCGAUCCCUCAGUCAUUCUGCAGUGUGUAGAGACUGCAAUCCCUCAGUCACUGCGCAGUAUGUAGAGACUGCAAUCCUUCAGUCACUUUAAAGUGUGUAGAGAUUACAAUCUCUCAAUCUUUCUGCAGUGUGUAGAGACUGCAAUCCCUCAGUCACUUUGCAGUGUGUAGAGACUGCAAUUCCUCAGUCAUUCCGCAGUGUGUAGAGACUGCAAUUCCUUAGUCAUUCUGCAGUGUGUAGAAACUGCAAUCUCAGUCAGCUUGCACUGUGUAGAGACUGCAGUCUCUCUGUAAUUUUGUAGUGUGUAGAGACUGCAAUAUCUCUCGCAGCCAUUCUGCUUUAUGUAGAAUUUAUAGUCCCUGAGACAGGGGUUGGCAAUGUUUGGCACUUCGGGUGUUGUGGACUACAUCUCCCCUGAUGCUUUGCAAGCAUUAUGGUUGUAACAGCUUCAUGGAUGAUAUAGUCCACAACAUCUGGAGUGUUGAAGGUUGCCUACCCCUGCCCUAAAGCAUUCUCCAGGAAGUAGGAUCUGUAAUAUCUCUGUGUCUCCUUUGUCUUAUUUCAAGAGAUAUCCUGCUUUUUAUAAAUGACCUAAGUUGCACCCUUGAAUGACAGCCGGGAGGGUUCUCUUCCUUACUCACUUUGAGAAUUUGUUCUAUUCUAUGAGAAAUUAUUGUGCCUGUGCCAUAGGAUACACAAAGAGUUAGGGGGAGGACAGCACUUUUCUCACGCUCGAUUAGCUAAUUCAUCUGAGAAUGACAGGAGCUGCAUUUUACCUAGCCAUGUUACAUUAUCACAACUACCUGACCAAGUCGUCCAGUUUGGAAUUUUAGUUAUGAAUUAAAUGAAAACUGUGCUUUUAACAUGGGUGGGGGGAGGGGGAGUUGUGAUUUAUUUGUAGAAUAUUACAUACAAUGGACAAUGCUGUGCAUUGCAUUUGAUGUCCUCAGACGCCUACAACUUACAUUUUUGCUUUUCAUAGAUCUCUCUAGUUGUUGACUCCUUCCAGCUGGAUUCUACACAAUAGGAUGGGGGAGGAGGGAGGUUAUAGCAUUUUUACUGCCUGCUACACUUAACAAAUACCUGUGGAUGAUUUACUGUAAAAGCAGGGCCUGCAGCUAGAAUAAUCUGCUACACUUGAGUUUAUACUCAUCAAUUAAGCAAUGUUUGCUAGGAAGUCUACUUUGUAAAAAGUAAAGCAAUGUUUUCUAUUGCUGGCCCCUCCUUAUUGUUUCAGACAUACUGUCUGUUUGAAGGAAUACUACUGUGAUUUUUUUUGUUACACUAAAAAUAUAUAUACAUAUAUUAAAUUACUAUAAAUAGUUUUUAGAGCAUUAUAAAUGAUACUUUUCUUGAAACUGUAAGUUACCUUGUAUAUGUCAUUUGCCUUUAAAUUUGCCUUGUGCUUAACCUGUUCAUGGCAGAUGAUUUGGCAACAAUUACAAUAAAAACACAGCUUAUAGUAUGUAGCAUUCGUGUGAGAUACAAGUAAGCACAAUCUCAGGGUUAUUCACUAAACAGGACAUUUUGGCGAGAACUGACAAAGGAAUUGUACAUUUUAGGCCAAGAUAGCCAAUCAAGAAAAAGUUUGUUGGAGAUAUCUUACAGGUUGGCUACUUUGGCCUAAAUCUUUCAUUUCCUUUGUUAGAGCUCCAUCAGUUCUCUGUUUAGUAAAUAACACUGAGUGAAUUAAUCACAGCAGGGAUUCCAAAGAACAACAUCUGAUAAAAUUAUUGUUUUUAUUCAUAUAUCAUAUGAAUCCUACAUACUGCUGGAAAUGGUUUUGUCCCACAAAACCAUGGGGGACUGGCAACCCUAGCUAUAAACAUUGUUUAAUCAGCAACAUCUCUUUCAUGUGAGUAGCUCCCCCCAAGAUCUACGGACAUCUGUUUAAAUCCUCUGUGCCACAGAAGCCAAAAAGACAUUAUUUUUUUUAAUAUGUAUGUAGAGAGAGAGAGAGAGAGAGAGAGAAAGAGCAAAGCUAAGCACAAGCAAGCCAUAUGUAUAGAAAAUAAGACGUUCAACUUUAGAAAGUGAUUUGUAGUCUUUAGUAUUCAUGCACAACACACAGGGUAUUUUAUCAGUCAAGUUUUAUGAACGUAAUAGAGUUUCUGCAGCAAUAAAUAGUAUUAGCUAACAAAAGCUGAUACACUGGAUUAAUUUUUCUGAUGUUUUGGGAAACAUUUUCAUUGUUCACAGGGAUACCUGUAGAGAUUCCAUCUCUAAAGCCAGUGUUCUACUUCCACACAUCCUAUCCUGGCAUAAUACUACAUUUUCUAUAUAAUCGCAGUAGAUGGGGUGUUUGUAGAUGCCUUCCGCUCUAUGCACAAUGCUAAUUUUUGUUGUAGUACACAGCACAUUAUCGUGAAAUUAAAGGACCACUAUAGGCACCCAGACCACUUCAGCUUAAUGAAGUGGUCUGGGUGCCAGGUCCAUCUAGGUUUAACCCUUUUUGCUGUAAACAUAGCAGUUUCAGAGAAACUACUAUGUUUACUUUAGGGUUAAUCCAGUCUCUAGUGGCUGUCUCAUUGACAGCCGCUAGAGGCGCUUCUCACUGUGAUUUUCACAGUGAGAAGAUGCCAGUGUCCAUAGGAAAGCAUUGAGAAUGCUUUCCUAUGGACUGGCUGAAUGCGCGCACGGCUCUUGCCGCACAUGCGCAUUCAGCCGAUGAUGGAGAAAAGGAGGAGGAGAGUUCCCUGCGCCGAGGGAGCCCGGCGGGAGAAAACAGGUAAGAUUUAACCCCUUCCACCCCCUAGAGCCUGGCGUUAGGGUGACCCAGUGGAUGGGGGGGACCUAGAGACCCUAUAGUGCCAGGAAAACAAGUAUGUUUUCCUGGCACUAUAGUGGUCCUUUUAGUGACUGUAAUUUUGGGGGAUUCUCUUUUUAAACCAUAGCACAGGAAGGCAUUCAUUUCAAGGAAUAACUCUAUAUACUAAGAUUAAAGGAACACUCCAUACACCUUAAAGGGGCUCUGUCAGGAACAAAAACGUGUAUUCCUGACACAAUAGUUCUAAAACCACCGUUAUCUUGGGUUAGAAAGGGGAUGUACUCACCUUUUCCUAGCGCCACGCGUCUGGCUCGCGCUCCAGAUCUGCCUCUUUCUGAGGAGUGGCCACUGGAAGUGUUCCAAGGCAGUAAUGUAAACACUGCAUUUUCUCUGAAAGGCAGUGUUUAUAUUAAAACGCAUGCCGGGACAUACUAUAUUUACCAGACCAACUACAUUACAUUUUCUGGUGACUAUAAUGUCCCUUUAAUCUCUUAAAUCCGUUGUUAUAGUUAUGUUGCAGUAAGAAGUCAAACUGUUUUUAGUACAAAUAGACAAGUUUCCUAGGUCCUGUUGGGUGUCGACCAUGAAUAAGCUGCAUCUGAUCUUCUAUAGCAGGAGAAACCAGAUUGCUCUAUAGAACAACACAGGAUUUUGCAGGACUGCACCCAUUAUUUGAGAGCACCAGCUGAGGCAGAGUGUAGGACUAUAUCAGUUAUACUUUAAAGAUACUAUGGCAAGAUGUGGUAUAGGUAGGUGCCCAUGAUAAAACAUCUUGACAUCUUAAAAUAGGAUGGCGCCAGGGCACUUUUGACACCAUAACCACUACAGUGGACUGUAGUCAUUAUGGUGGUUUGAGUAUUCUUUUAAGGAAGUCAGAGACAAGCGAUAAAGCUUUUUUUGGACAUUGGUCUCCUUUUCUUUCACACUGACCCAAUUCAAUACAAGAAUCUCUACACUUUCCAGCUUGCCAAUUCAAAAAGUUAGUAUCCGAUACCUGUGGAUGCAGCCAGUUUAAAUUUCCAUAUGUUUGUAGAUGAUGAAUGAUCAUCCACCUAUAUUUUAAUGUUCAUUGAUAUACUUGUGAGACCGCUAACUUUAUAUUAUACAAUAUAACUGCAUUCUUUGAUAUAUUCUGUUGUCUUGAAAAAAAUAUAUAUAUUAAGGAAGUGACAUUUAUUUUUUAUCAUAUGUUUCCUAUAAGAGAAUGAAGAAUUUGGUGUUUCCAUUACACACUUUACCUGGCUCCUGUGGUCUGCCUAGCCCUAAGUCAAUGUUUGCCAGCGUCUCUGAUAAGAAAUUGGUUCAGAGAUAUCAGGUUAUAGAGCAUAAUUUAUUCCCAAUGUAGGUAUCUGCUCAGAAAUUAGUUAAAUUGUAAUCUUUAAAUAUUUCUCCUGUUACAAAAAAAAUCUGUUCUAAGAAAGUAAAUUAGCACUGUAUCGCUUUUGUAUGUCUUAAUUCUGAUAAUACGUGAAUUGGGCAGUAGUGCCAACUGAAUGUGUCUUGGAUGCAAGAAGACUUUCAACUAAGUGUUUAAAUGGCAAAAAAAAAAAAAAAAACAUUUUCCCAACACUUUUUGUGGGAUACACUAAGGAUCCCACAAGAGGGACACUUGCGAAAUAUUAGAAGACAAAUGUAAAAAUAGGGUUUCACAGAAAAUGUUAAAUACUUUAUAUGAUAAGUACGUUUUAAUUAGAAGUCUGCCUGCCACCAGCUAAACGUGUCCAUGGUGAACCCUGUCGGUGGAAUUUCCACAUCAUACUUUCCAGGCCAAAUCUAACACCUCAUUCACAAGUACACCUCAUAAAACAAAUUGGUAAUAAACAAUGACAUUUGGAACAAAAUUCUUCUAUAAAUUCAAAUCAACCUGUUGGUUAUUUUCACAUUCCUCUGCAGGCAUUGUGAGGACACAUAAGGGUUUUUAAGAGUAUGUGAUGCCACCUACUAGCUGCCUCAUCAUAAAUGUGUAAAUGAUGUUUCUAGAAAUUUGACCUAUACUUUAAAUUUUGUAAGUGACUUAAACAACUGCCAAUUUGGAGGGAGGAGUAAAACUGAAGUUAGGACAGGAUUGUGUAUUCAAUUCCCCUAUCCCUCUGGUGUACAAAUAUAGGUAAAAUCCUAUGGAAAGUCCUUAUCCAUUUCUUUUAAAGAGAUUAAUUUGAACAUUGUGUGUGAACAGGUAUAUAAUGUUCAUACCAGUAAAAUGUACUUCCUGCCUUGUUUCCUCAGAUAUUAUUAUGUGUGCCCCGUGGCAUAUUUCUGGGUCAAGGGUACAAAAAGACCUAUUUAAUUUCAGAAUUCAGAUUAUGUUUAUAUCAUUGGGGCAUUUGAUUGUUAAAAAGAUUUUAAUUGAGUAUAAAUAUUUUAUUCAUUAUUAUUAAAAUAUCACGUUGCCCUGUUAAUUAAAGGACCGCUAAAGUCACCCAGACCACUACAUCUCAUUGAAGUGACCUAGCUGCAAUGGUCAUGUAUAUUUAACCCUUCAAGGUAAAACAUUGUCAUUUUGCACACAGGGCAAUGUUUACUGACAGCCACUAGAGGCGCUUUCACUGCCAAGACCAAGAGAUAAAACUCAGUCACAUGAUGCUGCAGCUCAUAGGACAGUAUUGUGCCUGGGACAUUUUGUAAUUCACAAAAUAUGUGGUUGAUACAGCCUGUAAAUGUAGGUAUAAGAAUAAUCUAUACCACUGUAUAGAUCAUGAUGUUAUACCCACCUGAAGAUGGCAAACUGAUAUGCUGGGGGAAGAGAGAUGUCACAGAGAGGCUGGAGGCACAGAGAUGCCACAGAGAGACUGGUGGCAGAAAAAUGGCACUGAUAGGGUGGUGGCAGAACAAUGACACAGAGCUGCCGGGGGCAGAGAAAUGGAACAGAGAUGCCGGGGCUGAAAGAUGGCACAGAAAGGCUGGUGGCAGAGUACCUCCUCUCUUGGGCUAUCACAGUUACAUGAAGCUGCCAAUACCUUCAAUCUUAUUUUCAUAAUGCAUGCACAGUCUCUAAUCUCUACAACACUCCAUUUCCUCUCUCAGAUCACCACAUCUUAUCAUUUGUUCUUGAGAGCCCCCUCACUGAACAUCCUCAGCCUAACCCUGCUAAACUCAGAAGGAACCUGAAUUCUAUUGACCUCAAACAACUCUCAGCUGAUGUCCGUUUUAAACUCUCAUCCAUCCCUACCUUCUCCUGUCUCUCUCUGGCUAUCUGCUCAAAUAAUGCUACCCUCUUCUCUGCUCUGGACACUGCAGGCCUGCUCCAAACAUGCACGUCAAGGAAGACGCACCUCCAACUAAGUCGACGCGCUACCUGCAGAGAUGCUCCUGUUCAGCUAAACGCUGCUGUCAGACUUUCUUAAUUAUAAAUAAAUUUUACGUUCAUGCAGAGCAGCCCUCACCCUUCCUAAACAAUCAUCUUUUCUCCUCUCAUUAGUUCAUGCUCCCACAAUAACAGGCAUCUCUUUGAUACAUUCAACUCUCUCCUUCACCCCGCUGAAGCCACCCCCAAACAUAUCUUUCAGCUGAUAGCUUUGCGUGCUACUUUUCCAACAUGAUUAAACAGUUAAGGAAAGAGUCUCCCCCCCCUUUUGCUUCUCUCUGUCUCUCAACCGCACCUGUACCGUACCUUCCCUACCCUUCAGGCCAUCUCACCAGCUACUGAACAGGAGGUGGCUGCGCUUCUCCUCUCAUCCCACCACUUGUCCACUUGAUCCUGUCCCUUCUCACCUUAUCAGAUCUCUUUUCCAUUGUCUUGUACCAUCCUAAACGCACCUCAUUAACUGCUCUCUUUCGUCUGGUGAUGUCCCUGCUCCCCUUAAACAUGCUUCUGUCGUACCCAUCCUAAAAAAGCCAUCUCAAGACCCAUCUUCCCCUUUCCACUAUCGUCCCAUAUCCCUGCUCACUUUUCCUCAAAGCUUCUAGAAAGACUUGUCUUUACUUGAUUGGCUUGCUUCCUCAAUUCCAACUCUCUCCUCAACCCUCUUCAAUCUGUCUUCCACUCCCUCCACUCUAUUGAGACUGCUCUGACUAAAGCUACAAAUGACCUUAUCACAGCUAAAUCCAAAGGCCACUACUCCAUACUAAUUCUUCAUGUCCUCCUUCUCCAAACUCUUCAAUUUGACACUGACCCUCAUGGUACUCCUAUCUCUCCCAACAUUCAUUCAGUGUCUAUACUACUAUAAUAGUAAGCAUUACCUAUAAAGUUCUAAACAACUCUAGUCCCUGUUACAUUUCGCAACUGAUUCCUAGGUAUGUCCCUUCUCAGCCUCUCUGCUCUGCCAGUGACCUUCUCCUGUCAGCUGCUCCUACACUUACGGCUAACUCGCGCUUGCAGGACUUCUCAAGGGCACUUUUUUACCUUUGGAACAGCCUACCCCAUCAGACUUUCCCCUCGUCUUCAAUCAUUUAGAAAUGCUUAUUGCCUCCCACAGUAACUUCUAUGUCUGUGAAAACACUCCACACUCACCUCCAGUUCUGCUACUUUGCCUCAUUGUUUUGUUGCUUGCCCCCCUGAUGCCCUUGCUGUUGUGUUUUUAUAUUCCACUCCUCUGACUGUAAGCUUGAUUGAGCAGGGUCCUUAUCUACCUAUUGUUCCUGUAUACUUUUGUAUUUGUCUAAUUUAUUGUUAUAUUCCCCCCUUUCAUAAUAUGGCGCUAUAUAAAUACCAAUAAUAAUAAUAAUAAUAAUGCAUUAAUAUCAUUCCCUUGCUGGACAAUCCUUCAGAACUCCUAAAACUGGUUGGGAGUUCUCCAUUAUUGGUUAGUGAUGUCCAAGUGUCAAGUGGGCUGAUCUCCCAAGUGCAUAGCACUUUAAUUGUUUCUAUUCUGUUAUCUUGUAUGUUUAUCAAUAUCUAUUCUGUGUAGUUGUGUCUAUCGCUGGUUUUAAUGGAUAGGUUAGUAAAAUUGCACUAUGGGCCACUGAAUUGUUUCUGCCCCUCUAGGCAACAAUUUGCCAACCCUCCUUUAACAGGAUCAUUGGAUUGCACAACUGCUUAUAUUUAAUUAUUCUGUUGACGUUCAGCUCUCUAGUAAUAGUAGCAGAAUUUACAAAAAAAAAGCCAAAACCCUGUAUUUCAGUUUCAGUCUGCACUGUGUUCUGUUCAGACAGGUCUGUGCAUGCACAUGGUUCAUUAUGUAGAAACAGGGUGGGGGUUUUUAGAAGGAGGACUGUAGUUAAAACAGGCUCAGGUAGACAUACCAUCCCUCUUCUUUUACUUUGAUCAGAUCUGUACAAUAGUGAUAGGGGUCUGUGCUUUAUAUGUAACUGGAUGUGCACAGUGUAAGGAAAAAAUAAUAAUACAAUUCUUACUCACAGAAAUACAGUACUAGAAUUGAAACACAUGUGUAGAUAGUUUACAGUGUAUAUAGGUAAGAGGAGGAACGUUCAAUAAGAAAGUAGCUUGUGCUGCAAUUAGCAAUGUGAUACUAAUGGUAUAUGCUUCAAGCUCAGCUAAAUUCACUACACAUAUCCUUUGUUGCAGAGGUUUCCAGCUCGAUCCAUGAGGACUGUAAAUCUUGCUUUAAGAUUCUGACUUUUAAGGCAACAAUUAGCUUUGUGCGUCUUUGAGCAGUGUGUCAUCAUGAAGAACUGUUGUGUUUGCAGUUUUUGAGGGAUUUUAUAGUGAUCGUAGUGGGACUCAACACUCUACGCAGGAGGGAUGAGAUUCAGUCAUAUUCUUGGCUGAAGGGUAUUAAGGGAGAUUAUAAAAAUAAUGCAGUUCUGACCACAGGAUGGAUUCAUUGUUGUCUAACCUUUUCAGGGGGAAGGAAAUAGAUGUACAGUUAUCUGACGUGCAGAUGUAUAGAUGAAGUAAUGAAUAUUGUUUGUAGGCCGCGCCUUAUUAAAACAAUAAAGGCAAUAUAUGAGAAUCACCCAUGUAAUCCAUUUCCGGCUAGGAAACACAUGAAAGUCUUUGUUGGCUACAAUUAGCCAGCAGGCUUUCUGCUAGCCGACAUCCUGUGUUCAGUGUCACUUAUCAGGAGAGCCCUGCUUGCACCACUUUGUGAUAAAAGAUUUGUUUACUAUGAACAUGUAGGGAAGCUAUGUAUAGUGUGUGCUAAUAUGCAAAUUAAUAAAUAGAAAUUAUUAUAAGAUAUUUUGUUGCCAGCUGUAUGUUUUUGGAGAAAAGAUGUCAGUGAAUUGUGGGCUGGUUACUGUGGUGUAAUGCAUUAUUUAUGUAUGUUAAUAUAUUUGUGUAGCUAACUCUAUGAAAGAAUUUGUCGAGCAUUAUGUAUAGACACUUUCCAACUGUCUACUAAAUCAUUCUAUAUCAACCACUCUUAAUGGUACACUCUCUCGAGGAAUGAAAUGAAAUACUGCAGGAGAGCAUUAAAGUCCUUACUUCCAUGAAUGCAUGAAAGGGUCCACGUUUGAUUUGUAUGUUAUUGAAUGUUAGUCUCUGUUUGUGUGCUUUGUAUUCUUUUAAAAGCUGUAGGUUGCGUAAGCAAUCAUGUGAGACUGAUUAAAUCACAGACGUCCUCUAGUUAUCAUCCCCCUUCCUUUAUUGUCUUUUUCAGUUUCUCUCAUGUGUUUUUCCUGUAAUGUAAAACCUUUUUCCCUGUAGACCUCUCCUCCACUUACACACACUUUGAAGUUGUGCCCAUUAUUUGCAAUCCCUAGGGAGACAAAAACAUCACUCUGUGACCACCCCCCACACAAAUACUCAUUCCAUCAUGGAAACAUGGUAUUUUACGGUUAACCCAUUCCCUACCUGAGAUAGUCGGCAUAUUAAUAUACAUUGGACUGGCAUUAUGUGAUUUUUUAAUUUUUUUUGGCUGUUUGCUCUCCAAGUAAAACAAAUGGAGGUUAUUUAGUUACUCCAGUGGCCAUUGGAGGGAAUGCCUGUCUGCCAACGUCAAGGCAGACCCCCUGGAUGACCCACCUAAGGAGGUCUGUCUUUACGUUUGCAGGUGGGCAUUCCCUCCAAUGGCCAUUGGAGUAACUAAAUGACCUCCAUAUGUUUAAAUAUACAUAGGGAUUUAGGAGAGAACGCAGGGAACUUUGGUUUUUACUGUAUGUAUUGGGGCUGAUGUGUACUGUGGUCGUUGCUGCCGCCCAGGAGUGAUGGGAGUGAGCGCAGGACUUGUUUUUUUUUUUUACUAAUUUGAAUAUGUUGAUAUUUUCCUAGCUGAAUCUUUGUUGCUUUUUACAGUUUAGGAAAUGGUUAAAUGGUUUUAGGGAAUGGUUAAAAGCUCUCUCUGAAAUAUGGUGAAUGGAUCAAUCAAAUUGUCUCCAGUAGGAGCCACAUGCAUUUGCUUUGUGCUGAAACUGGGGGGAGGAGGGGUCAGAAAACAUGGGGCGUAGACCUAAAACGGACAUGUCAUCCACAUAUAUGAAUGAAUGACAAGAUCUGCUAAAGUAGGUAUACACAUUUAAUUUUAAGGAAUAUUAAUUCUACCACUUUCAGAAUGACUGCUGCACUCUAUCUAAAGUGAUGUGUUUAGCCUGCAGUUUUUUUGUGUCUUUAAUACACCUAAGAUACUUAGUCUUAUUUUAUGUUGUACUUUUCUUUUGUGAAGAUGUGUUAUCACUAGACUUUUAAAUAGUGCCUGUGUAGUUGCUGCUGUCUUGCAAAUGAAAUUAAAUGAAACUUCAGUAAUCCUAACUUUAGUUCUUCCUGUUAAACAGUUAGACAUUUAUUUAUUUUACUAUAUCUGCUAAGGUAGGUAUUCUUUCUUACAGGACCCUGACAUGUUGGUUUUUAUACUGCCCCAUAUGAUUCAACAUUGCUGAAAUUAAACAACUUUAUUGGAUUGGAAAAUGUCACUCCAUAUGCUGUGUUUUAAAAUACACAGAAAUAAGUAUUUCUUCAAAAAAUUUGCUUACCUUUCAAAUGUUAUUGUCUACUGGUUCUUUUGAAAUCAUAUAAAACAUUAGCACGUGCUUACAUUGUGUAAUAGAGAUUGUGACACAUUAGUAUCUCUAAUCUUUCAUCAUGUUUCUUCUUUAGCAUUUCCCAGUUUUAGGGAUCAAGGUAGUUUCAUUAUUAUUAUUUAUAUAGCGCCAGCAUAUUCUAUAGAAACUGCAGGGGCAAGAUGUGACAAAGAGGAAGAUCUAACCCUGUAAUGUAAAUAUUGCAGUUUCCUUAAAAAAAAAUGCAGUGUUUUACAUUGCAGGGUUCUAAGGACAGGACUUUAGUGGUCCUUUAAUAUGUGACGUAACAGCAUUUUAUUCUAGGAGAAAUCUGAUACAAGAAGUCAUUUUCCCCAUUCUGAUGGACCUAAGUCUUUUCUUCUUCUUUUUUUUUUUUUUUACAACAUUGCAGACUUGUACCUGCCAUUAUAUAAUUAAGUUAUUACAUAUGUAGUAUAAGCAUUGGUAUUCAGUCAUCAUUGAUGUUUUCUCCCUUUCUUCUUCCCAAUGGAUUCCCAAUCCCCUUAUUGAGCUUCCCAACCAGUGAUUUGGGUUAGCUUCUUUCCUAACUAAAGUUCAUCGAUAGGGAAAGACAAAGGAAGCAAGAGGGAGAAAACGAUGAGUCUUUUUUUCAACCAGGAUUACUAUGUUACUAAAAUCUUGCUAGUACCAUGUACUGUUUAGAAAUAUAAAAAAGGACUCAGAUUUUGCAUGUUUUGAAUUACACAAUCCUUAUAAUUGUUACAUUUAUAAAAGUGCUGCAUGUAAAAAAAAAAAAAACAAUCGACUGUAAUAAAAACAGCAUUAUGUACACUUUUGAUGUCACUUGCAGGACUCUUUGGCAUAAGCACUUCAUUAAAAUAACAUGCAGGUGUGUGCAUGUGCAGCAGCCCACAUUCUUUUCUGUCAGCCAUACAGGUGGAGUCAUAGAACAAGAUUCACUCUGUUAUAUCUUUUAGUCUGUGUAUUUGCUGGAGAUUUCAACAGUCCAGUAUAUAACUUAUUUGUAUACAAACAUUUUGUAUGUGACAUUCAAUUUCACAGGUUUUCUUCACAAGAUAUAAUGCCCAUAGACAAAUGGAUAUAUAUAGAAUUAUAAGAGCAAAUUAAAUGUUGUCAGUGUUAAACAUAAACAUUUUACAAGAAAAACAUCCAUCUACUGAUAAAAAUAAAGCCCUACAUAUCCUGGUAUUCUUCAAAACUCCUGGAAAAUAUCAGACACAGUCAUUAUGUUACAGAUAUUUUUGGAGUGUUUGCGUAUUAUGAUAUCCUUGGGUGUGAUUAUUAUGUUUCUCUCUCUCUCUCUCCAGGCCUGGCUUCAACAGUAUGGGUAUCUGCCCCCAGGAGAUCUCCGUACUCACACCAUGCGCUCCCCCCAGUCCAUGACUGAGGCGAUAGCUGCCAUGCAAAGAUUCUACGGAUUGACUGUGACAGGCAAAAUAGACAGCAAAACAGAAAGGUCUGUAAUUUUCAUAGAUACUAUCAGGGAUAUUCACUAAAGUGAGAAUUCAAAGUGAAUUUUAAACUAACAGCCAAAAUAGCUGAAAUUGAGAAAAAAAAGUCAGCUAUGCUUCUAGCUCAGCUACUUUGGCCUUAAUUUUGAAAUUUGUUUUGAAUUCUCACUUUACUAAAUAGCCAUGUGUAUGUUAAUCCUGUGGUUGUUCACAAUUAUAUACACAUGAGAGAAUAUAGCUGCCUGCAUGGUACCCAAAAGUAAUGUCAGCGUAAAGUUACAGUAUAUAGCUGAUAAUCAUAUAUACUAAAUGAAUAUCAAAUGUGCACCUUAGUUUAGAUGAUAAACCCCUAGCAUAUAAAGUGUGAGUGCAGCGCCUUAAAAUAAAUGUAGGGACUUACCCUCACAAAUGUAACAAUAAUGGAUACAUAGAAUACAAAAAGAGUAAUAAAAUAUUAUGGUGCAGUACGUAUGUGCAUAUUUAACCACACAUAUGGUGAGCAAAAAUAAACUCAAUGUAUAGAGGUUUUUCAGGGUAUAUAUAUUUGUAAUCGGGGACUAAAGCCGUAUAUAUAUAUAUAUAUAUAUAUAUAUAUAUUAAAUAUAUAUCUAAGUGUGCAUUAAGACAUUAGGAACACCUGUGUUUUGCAUGAAAUCAAAGGACAAGGUGUAUACAUGACAAAUGUGGCAAGUAUAGAAAAUAUGAUGCAGUUAUCCUAUAACAGAGGAUAUAUGGGCACGAUAAAAGAUUGAAGUGCUUCUGGGGUAUGGUGGAAAUUUGGAAGUGCAGUGUUUUGAGUCUUUUAGGAACUACAAUGAUAUUGGGCUGUUUAGGCUCAACAGAUACUUGUGUGUCUAGGCCUAUCUGGCAUGGAACAACAGGCCAGUGGCAGCCAAAUAGCCAGAGGUUAAUGCAUUAGCCUUUUUUUAACUUUGGUUGGUAACUAAGCCAAAUUGCUCAGAAAACUAUUUGGCAUAAGCCAAAGACUUUUUGAACCAUAUUCACUACAAUGAGCUGUAGCGGUUAUAGUGCUUAGAGUGAUGAUUUGACUUUGCUUGUGAACAGGAAAAGGUGUUAUUUAGUGUAUCUUACCCAGAGAGACUGGUAAUGGAUGCAAAAGAGGAUGUCUGGAGAGAAACUCAUAUUCCUGAUUAACUAUAGGGAUAUUAUAAGCACCAAAGCAACUUUGGUGCUUAGAGUAUUUUAUGAAGUAUAGAUCAUGCCCCUGCAAUUUCACUGCUCAAUUCUCUUUUUUUUGUUUCACACAGCCUGCAUGGAAAGGAUUUUAUUUUCAGACAGAUCUUACAGUACAGUGUGUUUACUUUUAUGUAGUAUAGAUCAUGCCCCUGCAAUUUCACUGCUCAAUUCUCUUUUUUUUGUUUCACACAGCCUGCAUGAAAAUGAUUUUAUUUUCAGACAGAUCUUACAGUACAGUGUGUUUACUUUAUAUGUUAUUAUUAUUUAAAGGAACACUAUAGUGUCAGGAAUAUAAACAUGUAUUCCUGACACUAGAGGCCUGAGUUGGCUGUUUAGGUUACCGACACCCCUCCAAUCGCAGUAAAAAAGUGAUUUUACUCACCUUUCUCCCGCUGGUCUCACAGUGUCUGGCUCUGUCUCCAUGGCUGAGAUCAUCAAUUUUGAUGAUCUCAGCCAAUCCAUUGCAUUCCCAUAGGAAAGCAUGGGUAGGCUAUUGCACAUGCACUGCGUCAAUCAGCAUCUCCUCAUAGAGAUGCUUUGAAUUAUUGCAUCUCUACAGGGAACAUUCCGUGUGGAGAUGCUGAACGCCAGUGCUACAUACUGUGCAGCACUGGGCUAGGAAGCGCCUCUAGUGGCUGUCUGAGUGACUGCUACUAAAUUUGUCACUAGGCCCCCAUGCAAACACUGCCUUUUUUCUGCCUUUUCACUACAUUAAGCAUUGUAGUGGUUCUGGGGACUAUAGUGUACAUUUAUGUGACAAGGCAAACAAAUAACGAGAUAUAGUAAAAUGUAAUGCGGAAAUAGCACUUGACUUUUUACAUAUAUUAUAAAGAAAAAGGAAAGAAACAAAAGUUAAGAAGGGGACCUCCCACUACAGUGGGUCAAAAAGAAGAAGGGGAUGUCUCCAUACAGAACCACCAAAAGACUCAAGUAUACGUAAUCCAAGGGUCCCAAGUUUUACGGAAAGAGAAAAGGGUACUGCAGACCAUACGUUUAUCCAUAGUUGUCAGCACUCUUAGCCAUGAACUCCCUGAUUGAAGGCAUUUCAUCCUGUAACAAUACCACAGCAGGAGACUUGCAAGCAGCUAAAAUGAUUUUGUUAAAUGGUUUUUGAGACUGGAUUAGGAAACCUUAUGGAAGGUCCCCAAUAUGGUCCUCCAGUAUGUAGCAAUCCUUUAAUCACACACAGGAGGCUGUUACAGGCUAUCAAAAGAGCAUGAGAUAAAUUCUAAAUUAAGAACACUGUGCAAUAAGGGAAGGAACACAGCCUCCCCACACAGGAAAUGUGUAUGGAGGCUGUGUGAGUCUCAGCCGGAGAAAAAAAGGGGUGACUAGGGCUGCAUAGACAAAAUUAUGUAACUUCUAAAUGGCAGAUAAUUGAGCAGUAAAAACCUGUAGGGAAAUGAUCUAUACACCAAAACUGCUUCAUUAAGCUAACGUUGUUUUGGAUGCUUAGAGAGGGUUGUUGGAGGUUAAUGUUUUCCUCUUCAGCAACAUUGUUCACCUGUUAUUGACUUCCCGACCUCAAUGGUGACAUACAAAGUAUAAUCCAGCCUAGAAAGUAACUGAGUUGUAACUAAUAAAUGUAGAUUGUCUGCUGUAUGGUAGAUCCCAUUUACUCAAAACAUUUUAAUAUACAUUAACACUUGUGUUGUAUUUUAACAUGAUUAUGGUUUUGUGUUUAUAAGUUAUCGCACCUCACUUAUAGAGCACUUUCUUAAGUGUUAGACCUGCUGUUUUAUUUCAUUUUAUAAUACGGAUAAAAAAAAAAAAAUAAUAGAAGGGGGAAAUAAUUAAAACUCCUCUGGUGCUUUCCAUUAACUUGUGAAAAUAUUUUUCAUUAAUUCUGUUUCAAUUAAUACGUUCUGUGAGAGAGAUUAUUUUAUCUAGGAAGUGAAGCACUGAGGAGCUGUUCUAGUGCAAGUGGUACAGUUUCCAUUUUUGAUUGUUUUUUAGAAUAUCAUACAUCUUGAUGAAUUUCAAAAUCUGUGGAAGUCUAGAUACAUUUAGUAAUAUAGCUAUGAAUGAUACAAAAUAGACAUGAGUUUCUUGUUGCUAAUUAUAUUAACUUCAUAGGGAAUGGCAUCUGUAUUCCACAGUUAAUUAUUGAGUUCCGGGUUUCAUUGAAACACCAGACCUGACUCUGAUGUCACAGUCUGUUCGUCACCAAUUUAUAAUUGUGUGUGCUCUGCAAUUAAUCUGUCCAUGCCCAAGUGAAGUGUGGGGGCACCGACCAGCAGAGUUAUUCACUGAAGUAAGUGACAACCGCAGGGAAUUCAAAGUGAAUUUCCAAUCGAAGGACAAACUAGGCGAACUGAAAGCAUAACUGACUGGGAAAAUGUUUCCAGUUGAGCUAUUUUGACCGUAAACUUGAAAUUUACUGUAAAUUCCCUGCAAUUCUCACUUUAAACACUGAUAAGUUUUUAAAGGAAGGCUUAUAAUAGUUGGGAACAUUAGUCAUCCUCGUCAGUGUUGUAAUCAUGAGCUGAAAUGAAGGAACUAGAUAGACAGAAUGUUGGGGUUCUAGUAGAAUGAACCGGGGGAAGUGUGGAGCUGAGUGCAUUCUUCUGCAGAGUGAAAGGGACACUAUAGUCACCAAAACAACUUUAGCUUAAUGAAGCAGUUUUGGUGUAUAGAUCAGUCUCACUGCUCAAUUCUUUGCCAUUUAGGAGUUAAAUCACUAUGUUUAUGCAGUCCUAGUCACACCUCCCUGUAUGUGACUUACACAGCCUUCCUAAAUACUUCCUGUAAAGAGUCAUCUAAUGUUUACACCUCCUUUAUUGCAAAUUCUGUUUCAUUUAGAAUUUCUUAUCUCCUACUCUGUUAAUAGCUUGAUAGACUCUGCAGAGCCUACUGUUUGCAAUUAAAGCUCAAUUUACAGAGCAACAGAACUGCUUCAUUACGUUAAAUUUGUUUUGGUGACUAUAGUGUCUCUUUAAGAUGUAGUACUGUGUCUCUAAGGUGCAUUAUAUCCCAUAGUUGAAUGUUUGACAGUAUAUAAGAGCAGAAGCUAGCACUGGAUACAUGUGUAGACUAGGUCUAUAUUUGUGCCCUAGUGCAAGAGGAAUUCUACUCAGUGAAAUUAGGAGGGAGUGAAACUGUAUUCAAGGACAGGCAACAGGGUGAAACUGUGGUUUUGUGGGAGACAGAAACUUUCAUUAUGUGGGAGGUGGUAGUGACUAGCACUGCUAGACUGGAACUGCUCUUGGAUAAGGGAGAGGAGACAGGCUGUGGCUGGAUAUUUUAAGAGAAGGAGGGGCUGCUGGUCACUGUUCAUGGACAUGCUUGUCUUCAGUAGGGCAAGUCAAACAUUAACUAAUUGAUUUUUUUUUUAUUGAUUUUUUUUCAAUGCCGAGUAGUCAGUUUAUUUACAAUGCUUCCAAUGCCAUAAUAAUACAACAAUUAUAAUGUGUAGGGAUACCUUUUAAAUCUGUAACAUUGAAUGCAUGUUAAAAAGGGUGAUUUUAGAAUGACACUGUGAUCAUUUGACGUCAUUAAAUUUGUGCAAAAACAAUUAAAAAGAUUCAGUUUUGGGAGUUAGAGUGCAGACACCUUGCACCUUUAAAACGUGUACUUCCUAACCCCAACAUCUACUAAUGCUACCCCUAUUAUAAAUCCUCCACGCCUAAAAUGUCAUUUUGUAAUUGUCGAAGUUAUAAGACAUUUAAAAUGCACCUUUUUAAUGCAUACUCUGUUAUUUGAAGAAUUUUGAAGAUAGAGAUAAAAAAACAAACAAAAAAACAAAGCAGACACUGGUCUUCAAAUGUAAUACAUGCAUGAAAGCCUAGUGUCAUGAGAUCCCUUGUUAGCCGUUUACUGAGUUUCACGGGAGUUUAGCAGUUGGAGUACAGAUUGGCUACUACAUGUCACAAAUGAACAAUUAAUGUUUUCAUGUAUAUUUACAGUGCUAUGAGGAAGCCACGUUGUGGUGUUCCUGACAAAUUCGGGUCUGAAAUCAAAGCAAACGUGAGAAGGAAGAGAUAUGCUAUCCAAGGUCUAAAGUGGCAACACAAGGAUAUUACUUUCUGGUAUGUACCAAAAAACUUGCAAACAAAAGAGGGUCUUCACAAAGUGAAUGGCCCCUCGAAGGGGCACUCUUAAACACCUUACCAACUACAGGCUUAGAGUGCCCCUUUCAUAUGAUUUAGUUUUACAUACAUUCUAAAUACGUUUUUUGCAGUAUACAGAACUACACUCCAAAAGCGGGUGAAACUGAAACAUAUGAAGCAAUCCGAAGAGCCUUUAAAGUCUGGGAGACUGCAACUCCACUGCGCUUUCGUGAGGUUCGAUAUAUUGACAUUCAAGAUGGAUAUGCCAAGCAUGCUGAUAUCAUGCUUUUCUUUGCUGAGGGGUUUCAUGGAGAUAGUACUCCCUUCGAUGGAGAAGGAGGCUUUUUGGCACAUGCAUAUUUUCCAGGUCAAGGCAUUGGUGGGGACACUCACUUUGAUGCAGCAGAACCCUGGACAACCCGGAAUGAGGAUCUUGAUGGUAAGAAUGAAAUAGGUAGCUAGCGACUGAGAGGUGUAAAACAUUAAAGAAAAACAAAUGUGGCGGAGAAGGUGAUUUCAUCAUUAUGUAACAAAGAUUUUCACUGCCUGCAGGUAAUGAUCUGUUUCUGGUGGCUGUUCAUGAACUUGGACAUGCAUUAGGCUUAGAACAUUCAAACGAUCCAUCAGCCAUCAUGGCCCCAUUCUAUCAGUGGAUGGACACUAAGAACUUUCAGUUACCAGAUGAUGACCGCAGAGGAAUCCAACAGCUGUAUGGAAAUAGUGAGUAUAUUGCACAGAAAUGUCAUUACAUAGUACAAAUGUGUACUAUGUGCAAAGUAUGUACUAAUAUUACAUUAGGGCCCACAUUUGUUCAAAUUCAGCAAAAAACGUUUAAAAUUACUUUUUAUUUUUAAAAAGUAGGGAAAAAAACAUAUGUGAAAAUAGCACUGUUUUCUGUGGUCCUCAGAAUGCUUGGUUGUAUAGGGAGAGGUAUGGUUCUUAUCUGCCGUCACACUCUAUGUUUCUCCUGUCACAUAAUAAAAAAGUACAGUUGCCAUUUGUAGGUGCCAGUACCUGACAUUACAUUUAGUUCACCCUUAGGUACUUGCUGACCCCUCAAAAUAAACUUUGUAACAGUUCUUGUGUAAGAUUAUAGAUUAAAAAGAACAGUUGGUGUAGAUUAAUUUUAAUGGUAGCAUCACAAGUUUACCUGCAAUCACUGUACAUAACAGGUAUAUCCAGGUAUUUCCUGCUUUAAUAUCCAGGUGUGUAUUACAUUUUUGUUACAUUGCACCCACUCCCCCAGUGUAAUGAACUGUGUAGCAAAGUAUCCCAGGACCCUUUACCAAGGAGAAAAUAUGGGAGAGCCUUUACAUAGGAGGUUAAGGAAUGCCUGACAUACGGCCAAAACAACUGGGAAGUACUGGUCCCAUAAAAGUGUCUGCAUGUAGUGGAUAUUAUUAGGAAUUGACAGAAUGGAACAAUUUUUAGACUGUUAUCUUUCCUAUUUUCAGGGGAUGGGGAACAUCAUCCAACACGGGCACCCCGUCCCACACGUCCACCUCAUCCUACACCCAGUCAUAUACCAGACGCUGGUCCUUAUGACCCCGAUACUCCUUACGGCCCUGAUAUCUGUAAAGGCAACUUUGAUACUAUUGCUGUAUUGAGGGGAGAGAUGUUUGUGUUCAAGGUAAGGAAACAAUUAUACUAUGUUUUAAAUACUUCAAAUAUUAUUUCACCAGACAUAGUGGGAAAAAAAAUAAUUCCCUUCUAUUUGUUUAAUCAAAGUAUUGUUCUGUUAGGGUCUGUUUUUUUUUUUUUUUUUAUACUAUAUCUUGGCAUUUUACCUUUAUAGUAAUUCUUUACCUAUAUUCAUACUAAAUAUCUCCCACCUAGUGUCAUCUCUCUAAACCUUCAAUAAUUACCUUACUAUGUUCAAUAUGUUUUACUUUUAUCCCUGCCGUAGGAGCGCUGGUUCUGGCGUGUACGUCAUAACCGUGUGAUGGAUGGGUAUCCCAUGCCUAUUGGACAAUUCUGGCGCGGGCUUCCCAACUCUAUUAACUCUGCAUAUGAACGCAAGGAUGGAAAAUUUGUCUUUUUCAAAGGUAAACUUUUUUUUACAAUUUUUUUUACAUUCUUUAUUUUUUAAUUCAGUCGAACAUAACAGUAAUGCAGUUUUUUGUGUAACACAUGAAGGUAGUGGAAAACAAUAUACCAAAGAUCGUUAUACAGUCAUGUGUUGUUAUACCCCAACAGAAGAGCCGUGGCUCUACCUGAACCCCCCCUUCCCCCCCUCCCAGUUUCAUACUUAGGGGGGUAUAGCCUGCAGGAACAGAGCAGUAGCAUGACUGGGACAGUAUGAUCUCUUUCCCCCUUUUAAGUGGUCUGACAUUGUUUUGUACUCAAUUUGCAUACAUCAGUGUCAUACUUUGUGACGGUGCUAACCCGUGUGUGAGGUUGGGACUCCCCUUUCUAGGCGUGUGUGUGCUAUAGCCUGCCCCACAUGUUGCGCGGGAUGUGGGGGGGCAGGGGGGCGCAUUGCACAAUAAUCGGUGCUUGUUUAUAGUUGUGCCUCCACCUGUUAGGACAGGCCGUGACAACCCUAUUCCAUACUGUGCUCUCCUGUUGACACUCCCCCCUCCCCCCCCACUCCAACCCAUCCCGUGGUCAUAGGCGGGUCUUGUUCUUGUUAGUCAGAUGUAAUGUGCUGUGUGAGAGUUUUGACUGUCACGGGGGCCCAGGUUAGAAAUCUAGGUGGUUGCUGUCCAAGCCCGUGCAUAACAGUAACAGUCCGUAACAGUCCGGCAGCUAACCAUCUACCGUUUGCGAUCAGUGGUGUUGUACAGGGUGAGGGGUGGAGAGAGGAACUGGUAUAAGCGAAGGGGAAGAAGGAAAGAAAAAAGGGGGGGGAGGAGUGGAGGCAGAAUCUGACUGCGUAGGAGUAAUGAGAAGUGACUGAAAAGGUGGUACGGGGGGGGAGGGGAGAGGGGAUGGCUAUGGCCAGAGGGGGGUCCAUGUCGGUGUCGCCGGGUGUUACAGUCCACUCUACUUAACCACACCCCAGACCCGGGCUCUCUGUCUGUCUGCUCCCCACAUCACCUGCCCCCCUGGCCGGUGGGCCAUAUAUUCAAAGGUAAUUUAAUAAAGGAACUUGUGUUUCCCUGAAAUAAAGCUCAGUAAUAUUAUCUGAAUUUUGAAUACCAGUGUGAUUAUUUAUCAUUAUGCCACUAUGAAACCAGGGAGAAUACUGAAAUUAGAUGAGCGAACAAUUGACUGGUUUAUGAUAAAGUAGGAACAACCAGUAGAAUGAACCUGCUUUGUAGAACUUUAAAGGAAUAAUUGACAACUACAGACAGUUAAAAACUGCAGUCCAUCAAAGGUUUCUGUAUCAAGUUCUUCGUUACGUUCGCAUCUAGUGUGUGAACUAUAUAGUUUGCUGUCUGAGUGCUCAUUAGUGUUGAUUUUUAGGAGACAAAUACUGGGUAUUUGAGGAAAACAUUCUUGAGCCUGGAUAUCCUAAGACACUGAAGGAGCUUGGCCGAGGACUACCAAGUGAUAGGAUUGAUGCUGCCCUCUACUGGAUGCCCAACGGAAAGACCUACUUUUUCAGGGGAACCAAGUAAGUGAGCAGAGCAAGGGGGACAAAUAUACAGAAUAGAGUUCUCGAUGUCAAAGCAGAUCUCUGGUUGGUUGAACAUUUGUUGCUUUGUUUUACACACUGAACAUCAUGUUCUAUCUUUCCUCCAGAUACUACCGCUUUAAUGAGGAAAUGAGGGCAGUGGAUGCGGAUUACCCUAAAUUGAUCAAAGUGUGGGAAGGAAUACCUGACUCUGUCCGAGGAGCAUUCAUGGGCAGUGAUGGUGGUAAGGAGAUAAGGGGCUAUUGCUGUGUGCAGAGGGAGGCCAAUAGUGGUAAAAUUGGUGUUUUUUUUAUCUAAUGACAGUGAAAAUGCUACCUGUGUAUUAGAUGCCUAAUAAUGUUGUUUUCUUUCCCUUUUCUUCUCUUUCACAUAACCAUUUCUGUUUUCUGCUUUCUUUUUCAUUUCCUCUGUAUCCUCUCCCCUUUACCAUCUUCUUCAUACCUCCUUCAUUCCCUGUUCUCCAUCAGCCUUCACCUAUUUUUAUAAGGGUAACAAGUACUGGAAAUUCAACAACCAACAAUUGAAGACAGAAUCUGGCUUCCCAAAAUCUGUUCUACCAGACUGGAUGGGCUGCAGUUCAGCAAGAGUACCUGAAGAGAAGGAUGAUGACAGGGAAGUUGUAAUCAUUGAAGUGGAUGAAGCAAGUGGAGGUGUAAGCACUGCAGCUGUUGUGGUUCCUGUUCUUCUAUUGCUUUGUGUCUUGAGCCUUGGACUUGCCGUCAUUCUUUUCAGGCAGUGUGGAACUCCCAAGAGGCUCCUAUAUUGGCAGCGCUCUCUGCUGGACAAAGUCUGAGACCAAAUAAAACUGGACCCUCCCCCCAUCACUGCGUCUCCAUCCAUCCCACGGCUAACUUCCUCCACACACAGACAACACGAGGAGCAGUGUGACCCGCUUGGGGAGGGAGGGGAAGAGGUUGAUGCAGUUUACAUCAUCUGGACCUCUUGUUAUUUAUGUGGCAUGCUGCGCUGUGUUUAACCCCUUCACUGCCAGGGUAAAGCCACAUCAUCCAAGAUGGUUAUUGCGCAGUCACAGGAUUUUUUAUACAAUUGGUUGUUGUUGGUCAGGAAGAGAGUUUGGAACAACGUGGGGUCAUAUACAUGUAUUAGUGCAUAGCAAAACGACAUAUUGAGGGUCAUAAAAGGAGCCAAUACCAAUUCUUAAUUUUGUGAAGUUGUCUGCCUGCACCUUCCCCCAGACUGCACUAUUCCAUUGCUCUUAUGGAACAGUAAAACAAAGGCGACGAAAUGUUAAUAUUUUGGAUGGGUCUUUCGAUAAUAAUUAGCUGGUGUCUUUUCUCAAUCAAAUAGUGCUAAUAUAAUUUUUCUUAAACUUCACCCAAUGAAUAUAUGGGUUUAAUCGCAACCAAAAUAUAAAAUGUAUAUAUCAUUUGAAAUAUCAGUUUCGAUAUGAAGGACCAUUUGAUUUUGCACUUAUUUUAAGAUAAUUUUUUAGGCAAGCCUGCCCUAACAGGAAGGAGCAAAUACAAAACAAAAAUUUCCAGCCGCUGGAGUUACAGCACACACAAUAGCAAAUAUAUCAAUUUCUAUCUAUUCCACAAAUGUUUACAUAUAUUUAUGAAUGUUAGACAAGUUCUUUCAGAGGAGAGAUAUAUUUGAGAUAGGGUUUCCGGUUUCCUAAACUCAGCACUGUUUAAUUGAGAAUAAAAAGACCCCUGAUGUCACCUAUGCAAAAUAUUUUGUUUUACUGUCCCUAUUCUUGUCUAGGGUAAGUAUUUCUGAGGAAGACACAUUUUGUCUUUCUCUGUAAACCUGCCUAAAUAGGUCUGAGGUUAUCCUCCCUCCUUCCCCAGGUUACAUGGCAUCUACAGAACUGAAGCAGCUAAUAAUACCACCACUGUUAUAAAAGGGAAUAGAGAACUGCUAUAUAACAUUUGCUUGUUAAAAUGGUUGUCACGUGAAUUGCCAAAUAUAGGAUCUCUCUACUGCAGCUUUCAGAUAUUUACAUAGCAUUUUUGGUAAAUGUUGUUGUUCUUUUAUUUUUAGUUGUUUACAUGGGUUGUAUAAGCUUACUACUACUAGGGGCCAUUUUCCAGGUGCUUAUUUUGCACUGGAUCUGCAUUGUUGUACAGUACAGUACUGACUCCACAAAGAUGACAGUGCCCGGUAGAAAGCCUUUAGAACCAGCACAAUGUCAGGGAUUAAAUCUUAUGAUUGAGGCUUGCCAGGAAGAUAUAUUAUUCAUUACCCACCUAAUGUUGGUGUGGAAAAUGUAUAUAUAUAUUUUUUAACUUAUCUGCUGUUUUUUAACUUGAUGUUACAAGUAGUGAUUACAAAAAUAGCUAUUAAUAAAUGAAACCUGGCCAUGUUAUAAAAAGUUGUUUCUCCUUGACAGCAAAUUGGGGGAAUAAUAAAUCAAUAUGAAGUAUUUCUUACAAUUAACUUUAACUUGUGUGGCAGACAAGAAACUGUGACCUUCAGUCCUCCCCGUUAAAAUGCAUUCAUACAAAAAUGAUCACUGAUGAAUGUGAAGGAGGACUGGCCAAACGGUAGCUCCCUUAAGCUGUUGUCCACAGCAUAUUUUGGGCAUUGUUGUCUGAUAGAUGCCACUGUAGGACGUAAGUAAAGGAACAGCUCUGGCCAUGGGAGGGUAAUUUUAACCCUCGGAAUAAGCGACCAUUUGUGGCAUUAUCAUAAACUGGGGCUUGUAAUCCCUAUUCCAGAAUAAACCGCCUACUUAUUUAGACUUAGUACAGUUUUAUUAGGCAUGCAGCAUAAUAUGUUUAAGGUCUAGAUUAUUUGUAGAGUAUUGUUUAUUUCAUACUGUAAUGAGCACUAAAAACAGGAUUCAAACAGUGUUUGCAUGUUGACCAAGUGACUGUGUGUGGGAUUAGGAAAUCGCAGUCCUGCAAAAUAAAUAUAGAUUAGUAAUCUAUAUGGGGACAGAUGAGGAGUUAGGUAAGUGUUUUUGCAGAGCAGGAAUCUGUAUCUGGGAAAGGGAGGUACAAGUCUAUGGUCACCCAACUCCUGAAAUGCCGCACAAGGUACCCCGUCCCCCGUUUAAUUUCUUUCUGACGCCUCCUCUCUGCUCUCCACCAUUCUAUGCAUUCUGAAGUCUCUGGAAGGGUAGCAAUAAGUUUCAACUUUAAGGAGUACCUGUAGGCCCUUAACUUGGAGUGAAUCACUGCUCUGCUGGAUGUUAUCGUGCUCGAUUAAUUUUAGUUAUUGCCCUGCAGGGCUCUGACAGAGGGAGCAUUAAUCAACGCUUUGCAAGUCUCCCGCAAAGAAGGGUUAAUCACUACUCUGUUAGGGAAGGGUUUAAUAACUGUUUUGCUCAUCGCUGCAUGGAUGUAGUUAACCACAGCUCUUUAAGUCUGGUAGAGAAUGGGUUAAGUUCUGCUCUGGCUGCCUCUUUUCAGGAAAGGGUUAAUCACAGCAUUACAGGCCUUACUAGCAGGAAAGAGGUUAAUCACUGCUUUGCAAUUUUCUGUGGCAGGGAAGGGGUUAAUCACAGCUCUGCAGGUCUCUGGCAUGGAUAAGGGUUAAGAAGGGCAGAUCACAUGGUACGUUCAGGGGUGGAGGUCACGUUUGCUUGUUUCCUGUCUUUCUCCUUCCUUUGAUUUAUAUUUUUAUUAUUAUAAUUAUUAUUAUUAUUUGAUAAUGAUGCUCCACGCAUUUGCGCACAGCACCUGCAGGUCAGGCCGCAUUGCGCCUCCCUCUUAUCCACUGCCAGAGGGAUCUGUGGGGUAACUCACAUCCGAUGAACACGUUUAAUUGGUCCCUCAAGCAAUGAGUGCCAGAGCCCUUCACCCCAACCCCAAAACCUGCAUUGGGGUUUGGAGACUGCCCUAAUCAUCGUCCCUUCAAAGUGCCUUCAUAGCAUACACAGUGAUGUGUGAAGGGCUGAAAUAUCCAAUGUUUCUUCAGUUGAGACAAUUGAAGAAAGAGUUGGUGGCCUCUUGCUGAUUUUAUUAAAGCAUAACUUGUGGGCAAAAUCUGUGUUUUUUUAUGUUUUUUACUUUUGUAAAUUUUAAGAAAAGCUAUUUGUUAUGAACAAAAAAAAACAACAACAUUUUGUAACACUAGAAAUAUAAAAAAUACCAAAAUGUGAAAUGGUGUUUUUUUCUGUGUAUUUGUGCAUUAUUAACAUUUAUUUAAAGGAUGCUGUGUAUUCUACUUUACCAUCCAGCUUGGAUUCUGAACUAGUAAGCAUUGAACAAAGUAAAUGUAUGCAAAACCGUAAACAAGGUUUCAUAUUCAAUUUUUAACACUCAUUGAAGGGCAUCUUUUUUUUGUGCAUAUUUCACGAGUUUAGAAAUGGAGGGUAGGUCUUUCAUCUUUUGUUUUCCAAGAUUUGUAUUUGACAAAGCUUCUCAUUAUUUAUAAGAAACAUAUGCGUUCUACUAAUAGCGACACUUUCACUGACUAAAUACAAAAUAAUAUAUUUGGCACCCCUGAGCCGCUAAGACAGAGCCUGACACGGCUCUGGACCAUAAUCAAGAUUUUUACAUGUGUUUGUAUAUUUUAUGACACUUGGGUGGUUGUUUGACACUGGUAUAUAUUUUAUGUUUUGAACUAUAAAUACAAAAUAAAUUAAACAUCACUGUUUAGUAGAUAUACCCCAAAUUUAAUUUUGCACAUAUUUAAUAAUGCAUUUUUUCUUUUGGGUAUAUAUAUAUAUAUAUAUAUAUAUAUAUAAACAGCUUGCAAAACCUGCAGUUCUUUCAUCUGCAGCCUUGACAAACCCCACCCAGAUUUUCUGUGGCUGCCCAAUCACAGAGUUACCAGUGCAGCUUAAUGAGAUGUCUUUGCAAGACCGAUGCUCUGGGUAAUUGCCUUCCUCUUACGUUUAGCUCCACUGGACUAACUAAACCAGGAAGUAAAAGGACCAACUGUCCUGACUGCGUGGUGGUGAGACCAGGUACAUUUAUAAAAGUGUUAAUUUCUAUUGAUAUGUGCACUUUUUAAAAACGAAAAUAAUAGUACACUCUUCACACAUAAAUCUUUUCAGUAAGCUAAAGUGCUUAGAAGUCUGGAGUGAACCUUUAACCCCUUAAGGACACAUGACAUGUGUGACGUCAUUCCCUUUUAUUCCAUAAUUUUGGUCCUUAAGGGGUUAAAGGAACACUCCAAAUACCUACGUAACCAUACUACUAAGAAAUAACUUUAUCUAAAUAACUCUCACAUUGCGUGUAAACGUUUUGUCAUCUAGUUGUGUUUACCAAUCCUGUACUGGUUUGGGAGACUGCUUUAGGUCUAGAGCUAGUGUGCCCAAAAGGUAGAUCCCUAGAUGUUUUAAAACUACAGCUUCCAUGAUGCUUUGUUAUUCUAAAGGCAUGCAAAGCAUCAUGGGAGUUGUAGCUCUACAGCAUCUGAGGCUCUACUUUUUGGGCACCCUGGUCUACAGAGAUCUCUGGCAGGGCUCUGGUUGAAUUAUGUCUGAGCAGGAAUAUAUGUUUUAAAUACUCAAAUCUUGUCUCUGUAUUCAUGCUUUUAUUUACUUUUAUUUUACCAGGUUUUUUUAUGUGUGCAUGUUUCUGGGUAAAAGGUUCUGCUGAUAUUCAGCGUCAUACAGUGUAAUUUUAAAUUGAAUGCAUAUGAGUCCCCCUAGCCAGCUGCUUUAAAUUGGGUUAAAGAAAUCACUUAUUUAACCAUGGCGGUUUUUUUAUAUGGGAUCUGAGACAAGUUAUUUGAUUCCCUUUUUUCCAGCCUCACGAAAAUGCUCUAUAUAAUAGUCAUACAGUUCUCCUUUUCAAUUGCCAGUCAACACUAGCCAACAUUCAAGACAGAAGUAGCAGAUCCAAGAGUGGUUUAAUUAAGGCAGACAGAUUACAAUAAACUGCAAUUUCAAAUUACCCUUAUGUCUUAUUUCUACUUUUUCUAACAGUUUUCAGUAACUGGUCUCUGAGAGACCAAAUCCA
Pelobates cultripes (western spadefoot toad) is the source of this 29299-nucleotide messenger RNA. The record is from the annotation of a GenBank genome assembly. NCBI's taxonomy places the organism in Eukaryota, Metazoa, Chordata, Amphibia, Anura, Pelobatidae.